Fundulus heteroclitus (mummichog) is the source of this 1659-nucleotide messenger RNA. It is a transcript of the gene dnase2b, whose product is annotated as deoxyribonuclease II beta. The transcript is spliced from 6 exons. Gene Ontology annotation, biological process: apoptotic DNA fragmentation. The record is from RefSeq and is a predicted model, not a curated record. Bases 174 to 1232 code for a protein of 352 amino acids. Gene Ontology annotation, molecular function: deoxyribonuclease II activity. NCBI's taxonomy places the organism in Eukaryota, Metazoa, Chordata, Actinopteri, Cyprinodontiformes, Fundulidae.
UCAUUAUCUGCUAUCAUGUGACCAAAUCUUAUGACUUCCUGUUUUGCAUAUCCAUGCAGCUGUGCUUUCUUUACUGUCAAAAACAUACAGCGCACGGUCUCCAAAUAGGCUUCAGAUUUCCCUUUUUCAUUUCACAUUUGGCCGUGUGAUCUUCAGCUACAGUCUCGCUCAGGAUGGCCUCACAAUUUAGCCCUUGCUUCCACGUUACUGUCGCGUUGUUGUGUUUCACAAUCGGAAGAAGUGACAUUUCCUGCAGAAAUGAAGCUGGUGAACCUGUUGACUGGUUUAUCAUCUACAAACUGCCCAAGUACAGGAUUGGGGAGGUUGGCAGUGGUUUGGAGUACAUGUACCUGGACUCAGCAGUUGGGAGUUGGCAGAGGAGUCAAUUCUUGGUAAACACAACCCAAGGAGCCAUGGCCAACACUCUGGAUCAACUGUACAAAGGAAAAGCCUACAUGUCAAACAGCUCUGUGUAUGCACUUUACAAUGAUGGCCCCCCAGCGUUGAAAUACAUCUAUAACUAUGGGCACACUAAAGGAGUUCUGCUCUUUGACCGCGCUCAAGGUUUCUGGCUGUCCCACACCAUUCCCCAUUUCCCCUCCUUCCCUGAGCGGGGCUACCAGUACCCCUCCUCUGGCAAACACAAUGGCCAAACCGCCCUGUGCGUGACAUAUCAGUACGCACAGUUUCUCAAUAUAGCUCAGCAGCUGGCCUACGUUUACCCACGUUUCUACAACUGUUCAGUUCCCACCGUGUUCUCAGCUGACCUGCCGCAGCUCCUCCAGCUGUGCAAGGGCUCCAAGCUGCCGCUGACCUCCAACAGGGGAGUGAAGCCGCUUUUUUCUGUCGGUGGGGAAAAAUUUGUCAGCUUUGUGAAAUCUGAGCUCUUUGUAGAUGAUAUCUACACAGGCUGGGUGGCUCAGGUCCUGGACACCGAUCUUCUGGCGCAGACUUGGCAGACCCAAGGCCGAGAGCUGCCCUCCAACUGCUCACUGCCGAAGCACACCAUGAACAUCAAGAGGACUCGGCUUCCCCCAGCAGUCCAGUUCCAGUCUCAUUAUGACCACUCAAAGUGGUGUGUGUCUCGAGUUUAUGAGGACCAUGUGACCUGCCUUGGCGAUCUGAACAGGGUCAAGGCUCAGAUGUUACGUGGCGGCGGGCUGAUCUGCUCCUACAACCCUGUGAUUUACAAGGCCUUCAGGCAGGCAGUGGACUGGUACAUUAGCUGCUGAAUGAGACUGAAUGAUGGGCUUUUUGGAAUGAUUGGGGUUAAAUCUUAAAGCAUGCAGGUUACCAUGAAGGUUUACCAUUUUAGAUUUAAACAUUCUGGCUUAUAAGCAUCUACUAAAUUUUAACAAACCACCUCAUUUGACCACUGCUAAGGUAUUUUGAUCCAGAAUUUAUUACGCUAUGGUAACAACCUCACAGCGCCCUCUUACAACAACCUUAAAUAAUAGUUAAUAAUAAUAAUAAUAAUAAUAAUAGGAAUCUGGUGACUCUAAGAUUCACUGCAAUCAUGUGAGUUUCAAAUAUGUUUUUUUUUAACUCCCUUUAAUGCUGACUGAAAACAACACAUAGACCUAACCUAAAUUUGCCAAAGCAACAUCUUGAUGAUCCCCAAGACUUUUGGAAAUAUAUUUGGUGAACUGAUGUCCAUGC